This is a messenger RNA of Fusarium poae, 1383 nucleotides long. RefSeq lists its product as uncharacterized. Gene Ontology annotation, molecular function: nucleic acid binding; zinc ion binding. NCBI's taxonomy places the organism in Eukaryota, Fungi, Ascomycota, Sordariomycetes, Hypocreales, Nectriaceae. The record is from RefSeq and is a predicted model, not a curated record. The coding region runs from base 1 to 1383 and encodes 460 amino acids. The transcript has 2 exons.
AUGUCCUCAUCCACCAAGCCAUCCCCCGAGAGGUAUGACUUCGGUGCCAAGUGCGCAGAAUCCUCUCUUACCAAGGAUCUCAGCCAGCGCAUUGGGGUUGCACCAGAUGCCCUGGCGGAUAAGAUGGUCAAACUCAACCUGCGACUCGCGCGCAAGGCAAAUCGCCAGUUUUCCGUCAUCGUGGAUAUCGUCGACCCGGAACUUCUGAUGAAAUUCACGCCGGGCCGUAUCCUUUCUCGGAUCCUGGAACUGAAGGACGAAUGUUUCCAAGCUGCGAGGUCUUGUUCCCGUCGCAGUCCGAAAACCAACCAUCUGAUCUUUCUCUUUGAUACGCUCGAAGCCGCUCGUGCUUUUCGCGAAAACGGGCACAAGAUUCCGGCCAAGCUCUCCACGAAUAUGAAAUUUGAACCUGAGAGCUUCUGGGUCUUUUGCAUGGACUUUAACAUGGAUGACAUCAAAACUUGGUCCCGGAACAAGGGACCUGGUAAGGAAACUCAGUUUUGGUAUCUUCUCCACCCCCAGGGCCGAACGAGAGAGUGGAGCCGCCAAGCGGGGUUUGGCAUUGUCAAGGCAUUUUGGAAGUCGAAGCGGCUCUGGAUGAUCCUAGACGACGAGGCAAAGGCUAAGCGAGCCGUCAGUGGCAACAGGGUGUUUACCUUUGAUGGAAUUCAGACGCGAUUAGGUUCAGGCGACCCUCACCAAUUCAUCAAGCAGUGUUACAACUGUCGAGACAUUGGCCAUAUGGCCCGUGAAUGCCACUACCAGAGGCGCUGUCCCAUGUGCUCUUCAAUGGAUCCUGAGCAUGCCUAUUCUACUGAAACAUGUUCAAAACAGACAUUAUGUCACUUUUGCAAAUCCAAAAAACACCGUUGCUUUCAGUUCAGCGAGUGCCAAGAUCCGAGAGUGAAGUUCGCUGUUGAAGAGGCCGCGCUUUGGAAAGGCAAAGCAUACUGGGACACAGAAUCAAGCAACGAGGAUCUAGCAUCCUCGCCCAGCUCCCUUGUUCAGCCAGAUCUUUCAUCUUCACCCCCCUCCGAAUCCCCCUUGUCAUUCUUGGGCGAAGACCUUUCUCUAGAACAGUCAUUUGGGAAUGAGGAAUCAUCAUUUGACACCCCCGCAUCAUGUCCUAGGUCUCCUUUUUCACAGGCCUCUGCGCAUGACCAGCGAUCUCCUUCACCUCCAAUCUCUCUCGACUCUUCUUCCUCAAGCAUGGACGAAUCAGAUGAAGAUUUCAUGAGCGAUUCAGACGAGGACGAGGACGAGGACGAGGACGCUGGGUUUGGUCCAAAUGUGCAGAGCGUUCCAGGGAUGUUCCAGUUUUCUAUGGAUGAUGCAUUUGACAUGGUGGAUCUGUCUCGUUUGCGGCAAUCCUCUCCACCUUGA